Messenger RNA from Rubroshorea leprosula, 1215 nucleotides. Lineage: Eukaryota; Viridiplantae; Streptophyta; Magnoliopsida; Malvales; Dipterocarpaceae. The record is from the annotation of a GenBank genome assembly.
GAAUUCCCACUUUCAAAUGCAGGUUUACCCUUCAUUUCAGAAAAAGGAAUUGAAGACCCUUCUAAGAGAAAAAUAGAUUUUUGAUUCUUUUCUUUCCCUGAUUAUGGGAUCGAAAAGGGAAAUGUCAUCAUCCGAAGCUUCUGCUAAGAUGAAAGUCAAGGCAGCACCGGUAAUAACACUCAGCCUUGUCUUCAUUCUUGCGAACUUUGCAGGUCUGUGCGUUAGUGCAUUGCAGGAAGGGUUUUAUAGAGGGAAGUGCGGGGUUGCAGAUGUGGAGUUAAUAGUUGCAGGUGUUGUGACAACCAGAUUUUUCAUGGACCCAACCAUCGUUGCUGCCCUUCUCCGGUUGCAGUUCCAUGAUUGCUUUGUCAAUGGCUGUGAUGCAUCCAUUCUAAUAGAUGGCAGCAACAGCGAGAAAACAGCACAACAAAAUCACAGAUUGAGAGGGUAUGAUAUUAUAGAUGAGGCAAAAGCCAUUGUUGAGAAAGUCUGUCCUGGUGUUGUCUCUUGUGCUGAUCUCAUUGCCAUUGCUACUAGAGACGCUGUUCUCUUGGGUGGUGGAGGAAGAUACAAUGUCCAGACAGGGAGAAGGGAUGGCUUGGUGUCUCUAGCUCAGAAUGUUAGCCUUCUAGGUCCUUUAGCCUCAGUACCUGAGUCCAUUAAAUUAUUUGCCAAGAAAGGCCUGAGUGCUACUGAUAUGGUUAUUCUUCUAGGUGCUCACUCAGUUGGGGUCACACGUUGUUCGUCCAUCAAACACCGUCUAUACAACUAUAAAAAGACUGGGAAACCUGAUCCUACCAUUGACCCUUUCCUUGCCAAUCUACUAAGAUCAAUAUGUCCUCAAAAUUCAUCUGUGGAUAAUAUAGUAAACCUUGAUCAAAUGCCACUGGGACCAUUGAUUUUGGACAACUCCUACUACAAGCAGUUGAUGGUGAACAGAGGCAUUCUCCAGAUUGAUCAAGAGCUGGCAACAAAACCAUGUACGAGGAAAGUUGUAAGAAAACUGGCUACAAGCUUGGAUUUCCCUGCUCAAUUUCACGCUGCCAUGGUCAAGCUUGGAGCUAUAGAGGUGCUUACUGGCAAACAAGGAGAGGUAAGGAGACAUUGUAGAGCCAGAAACAAGCCCUCGUCUUCAUAAACAAUAGCAGAGGCGUUGGUAAUUGGCUGUGGGGGAACCACAGUGUCCCAUGGCUCUUGAAAAAUUAAAAAAUAAAG